Messenger RNA from Drosophila mojavensis, 780 nucleotides. RefSeq names its product homeobox protein EMX1. Gene Ontology annotation, cellular component: nucleus. Gene Ontology annotation, biological process: regulation of transcription by RNA polymerase II; embryonic morphogenesis. Bases 47 to 583 code for a protein of 178 amino acids. The transcript has a single exon. Lineage: Eukaryota; Metazoa; Arthropoda; Insecta; Diptera; Drosophilidae. Gene Ontology annotation, molecular function: RNA polymerase II transcription regulatory region sequence-specific DNA binding; DNA-binding transcription factor activity, RNA polymerase II-specific. The record is from RefSeq and is a predicted model, not a curated record.
CAGAGCACUGAACAGUAGCAAUUCAGCACUGGCACACUCGAGGAUCAUGAGUGACUUCAGCAUCGACUACAUACUGAACCGCGCCGGUGAUAGAUACGUCGGCACCAAUGCCUCAUUAGGAAUUCUGCAGCGGCUCAGAUACCAUCCCACAUAUCAUCCAUAUGCGCAGCCUGCACUCAAGGAACAGUUGCCAUCAACAACAGCCGCGUCCAUGGAUGACGGACCAAUGCCCAUGUACGAUUGGCUUCAGUACACACGUUACCAUCCGCCCAAGCUGCCACGCGCGUUGCGUCAGGGACCCGCAAAGCGCACACCUGGACGUCUGCCUCGUAUUCCGUUUACGCCCGCCCAGCUCCAGGCUUUGGAACGAGCUUACAAGGAAUCAAACUAUUUGAGUGCGGAGGAUGCUAACAAGCUGGCCGACUCAUUGGAGCUAACCAAUACGCGAGUGAAGAUCUGGUUCCAGAAUCGUCGUGCCCGGGAGAGACGUGAGAAGCGAGAAAAGGACGAGAGCUGCGACUCGACCUUCUCAUCCAACGCAUCUAGUCCAGAGCCGGAGCAGGAUGUGUUAAUCAUUGUAUGAAAAGUCCCUUGAGUCUUGCGCUUAAUGAAAAUAUUUAAAUUUGGCUGUUACUGUGUAACUUGUGAUUGUAUUUGGGUUGAUGACCUUUUGUAAAUAAUACAUUAUUGAAUACAUUUAUAAUUAUGAUACGAAGACAAUAAAUAGAUUUUAAGCAACAUUUAAAUUGUAUGAAUAUAAUCCACAAUUGAUAACACGAA